Aureobasidium vineae is the source of this 1011-nucleotide messenger RNA. Lineage: Eukaryota; Fungi; Ascomycota; Dothideomycetes; Dothideales; Saccotheciaceae. The record is from the annotation of a GenBank genome assembly.
AUGGCGCCCAAAAAGAAAGUAGAACGCACAGCUGCUUCCUCGCGGCCCAAACGAACCCCCAAACCAACCACCGUUGCCACGUCUUCAUCUGCUGCUGCACUAAAGCCCAAGGCGAAGACCACUGCCACCAAGCGAACAGCAAUCAAGACGGCUGCUCCCAAGAAAACAGCAGCGACCAAAGUCAUCAAAAAGGCUGCUCCAAAGAAGACCACCACCACCAAAAAGGCAGGCACCAAGGCCACUGGCAACAAGACAAGCGCCAAAGGUGCCCAGAAGAACGCUCCCAAAUAUCAGAAGUGGAUUGUUCCAGCUUGGGUAAACCCACUGGGGCCUGAAGCUCAGAAGAAAGUUGACAAGAGAAAGGAAGAAGAGAAGUUUGAAAAUUGGAAAUGGUCCGUCAUCAAUGCCCGAUACACCAUGCCAUUCAUGAGAGAACUCAAGAAAGAAUACGACGAAGGAGUGGCCAAGGGCGAGUAUGCACACAUGGGAUACGAAUCGUUCCGCGAAUGGAGCAAGGAAAUCUACGGAGAAGCCUGGGACAAAGCCUACGAGAAAAAGAUUGGCUCGCUGGAAGGCGAGUACACUUAUGACGAGGCCAAGGCCAUGAAGAAAGAGAUGUUUGCGCAACAGGCCAAACACGAGAUCCCUCACAUCAAAGACUUCACCGAGUUCCUCUACUGGAAAGAAGUUGAAAAGGAGAGAGCCAAGCUUAUUGCAAAGUACAAGGCAGAGCAAAAGAAGAAGCAGCAAAAGGGAAACGUCAGUGCCAUCAGCUCCCCAGUCAAGAAAGUCCAGAGCACCAUCGUUAAUGCCAGUCCAGUGAAGAAAGUCCAGGAGGCGUUUACGAGGAGCAGGUCCAAGAGCCUGGAGAAGAAGAGUCCAGCAAAGAAGAUGUUGAGUAAUGAUAGUGGCUAUCAGGCCGAUAAUGAGCAGCAGAGUGUUAUGAGUAGGACCUGGGAGCUUGCUGCUAAUGCUGUCGAGGCUAUGAGGAGUGCGGUCAAUCCAGAGUAG